CGCUCGAUUUGAGUUUAGUUUUCUGUCAACAUCCAAACGAAUCAUAUCGCGAUGAAGCUUUUGACUUUGACUUGCCUGCUGGCAGGUCUGACCCUCGCCUGGAGCGGCACUGUCUCACGUCCUUAUGGGACCAACUACACUACGGAUAUACUACGUCUGGCCAAAGCAGCUCACAUCAAGGCCUACAUGACGGAGGGAGAACUACAACCCUGCGAUAAUUUCUACAAUUUUGCCUGUGGCAACUGGCCACGCCUGCAUCCGUCGCGGUUGCACAACAAGAGGACCAACUACUUGGAAGAACUUCAAGAGUUGUUUGUACGCAAAAGCGCCGACAUGUUGAAGACAACGACAGCUGGAGCGGACAGCAGUGCCGAUCAAGUGAUCAAGAGUUUCUACAGCUCUUGCUACAGCCAGGCGAAUGACACACGCUCCGCACUGGCGACUCUCCUCCAGGUGGCGGACUUUCGCGGCGGGUGGCCAGAAAUUCGAGUGCCUUCCUGGUAUCACUACGAGUACGAUUGGUUGCAGGUGGUGGCUUCACUUAAAAGCCGCUUGGGAGUGGACAUUCUGAUUGGACUAGAUGUUGUGCUGGACUACAAGGAGGAUCACAUGCAUCGCCUCAAGAUUGGUGCUCCACAGUUGCCACUGGGCCAUCGCCGUCAAUAUCUGGAUCCAGGCUAUGAAGGUACUCGGCAGCGUUACGAACACAGUAUUGUCCAGAAACUGCAAGGUUACUUUCCGGAUCAGCCAGAGAAUUGGUGCAGCGAGGUGGCCUCACAGAUUCUAUAUAUUGAGCAACAGCUGGCCAAGGGAUUGCCCCACAAUGCGGCACUCACGUUGGAGCAGACAACACGGCAACGCACCGCAGCCGAUAUGAAGACCGCCUAUGGCAGCUACGUCGAUGUCAGUCGUUAUCUUCAACUGAUCUUUAAUAGUCCCAUAGUUGUGGAGCUGUACGAGACUCCCGAGGAUUAUCUAUCCAAUCUGAUGGAUGUGAUCCGCAAGACGCCCAAACUGCAUCUGGCCAACUAUACAAUCUGGCGAGCAUUGGACACUCUGGAUCAGGCACGUAUCCCACAGGGCGUUCAGCCGGGCAUCUGGUGUGUCCAAAUGGUACGACAAUAUUUCCCAAAGCAGCUGGAAAGUCUCUUCCACCGCAACUACAACAACAUGCAGAUGAUCAACGAGUUGCAAUCCACCUGGUCAGAUAUUAAGCGUGUCUUCCGCGAGGAUCUGCAGGCAUCCACUGAUCUUCAUUGGCUCACACUCGAAACGAGGCAAAAGGCCAUUGGGAAACUGGAGGCAUUGGAUCUGCAGUUUCGCAAUCACGACGAGACGGAAUUAAUACGACAGGUUCAAACCCUCCAUUUGCGGAUGGAUCAAUUCUAUCAGAACUUCGUGGAUGUCUUACAAUGGCGCACAAAGAAACAUCUAGAUAAGUACAUGCAGGAACCACAACUAACCGACAAGGUGUUCAAGUUGCCCCACUAUGAACUAAAGACCAACAAGAUGCAGAUACCGAUCACCUUUCUGCAGGCACGUUUCUUCUGGGAUCCCGCCUAUCCCAAUGCCCUCAAGUACGGCACUCUGGGCGUUCUCCUGGCUCGCCAGAUGCUUCAUGGCUUUGACGAUGUGGGACGCCGCUUUGAUCGCCAUGGCUACAAAAACAGCUGGUGGGAUACAACUUCUGAAAAUUCCUUCUCCAGACGUGCCCAGUGCUUCCAAGAGCAGUAUGCGGUCUUUGUGCAGUUCCGGGAGAAACCAGUCCAGGACAAGGGACUCCUCAGUCGAAUUGUUGCCGAUAAUGGAGCUCUAAGCAUCGCAUAUCGGGCCUACACCAAGUGGUUGAAAAAUUCUCCGGUAACAUCGACUAGCUACCAAAGUGAACGCCUUCCCCUGCUCGAUUAUUCGCACAAUCAACUCUUCUUUCUGGCCUACGCUCAGCUUUACUGCACCGACUACCCGGACACCGUGGAGAUCUUUGACGAGCUGCCCGAACAGCUAAGAGUGAAUACAGCUCUCUCCAAUUCGGAACAGUUUGUAAACGCCUUUAGCUGCUCGGGAAGCGACAAGCUCAACGCUCGCUUCAAGUGUCAUCUCUUUUGAAUAGGUUAAUCAAAUCGCAAGCCAUUUAAGCACUGCAGAUAUGAAUAUGAGUAUCGAAUCGAAUAAAGCACACUCUUUGCACUUCUUUGAA
Molecule: messenger RNA, 2197 nt
Organism: Drosophila innubila
Lineage: Eukaryota; Metazoa; Arthropoda; Insecta; Diptera; Drosophilidae
Product: phosphate-regulating neutral endopeptidase PHEX
Exons: 1
Coding region: 52-2106 (684 amino acids)
Biological process (GO): protein processing
Cellular component (GO): plasma membrane
Molecular function (GO): metalloendopeptidase activity
Source: RefSeq, a predicted model, not a curated record